This is a messenger RNA of Paramecium octaurelia, 535 nucleotides long. The record is from the annotation of a GenBank genome assembly. NCBI's taxonomy places the organism in Eukaryota, Ciliophora, Oligohymenophorea, Peniculida, Parameciidae.
AUGUUUUAGUUGAGAAUGAGGACUGAAGAAUCUUAUCAAAACUUAAUUUUAAAUAAAAGGAGAGUAUUUGUAGGGUAGACUGCAGAGCAACUUUUUUGGCUUCAAAUGCUCUUAAGAUGUUUCGCUUCCUUAUAUCAAGGGUACUAAUCAAAAUUUUUAGGGCUACCCACUUAAUUUAGACUUUUUGCUAUUCUAAACGAUUCUAGGUCAUCAAAGGAUGGAGAAAUCAGAACAUCAGGGGAAAGAGAACGGUUGAUUCAUGAGCCCAAAAUUAAUCCUAAAAUAGAAAAUUCUGAUUUUGCAAAAACAUAGAUGUAAGUUCAUUAAAGGUAGAUUAUUGAGAUCUUAUAAACAGUAAAAAAGGUUAUCUAUUAUUAGAAUUAAACUAAUUUAUGUAAUGAAACAUAAUUGUUAUAAAAUAGUAACUUAUUAGGGCAUAUCAUUAACUAAUACAAAGGCAAGAACAGGGAUAUUGAAAACAGGAUAAUCUCAUUUGUUUUCUAAUAGAAGGAAAUGGCAAUUUCUAAAGAAAUGA